AUGUCGAAUUGUCUCGAGCCGAAUGCUCUCGAACGAGGACCCUUUGUGGUGCUGCCUCUUUCUGAAGACGAGUCUUCGCUGCACCAAAGCGGUCUUAAUGAAGUUUCGGUCAAACAAAACGACAUUAACACGCGCCCCAUCCCCGCACACCUCCACCACCAUUCCGCUUCUGCUCACUACGUCACGAAGCCGGACGACCGAUGUUAUCGGUGA
Messenger RNA from Protopolystoma xenopodis, 213 nucleotides. The record is from the annotation of a GenBank genome assembly. NCBI's taxonomy places the organism in Eukaryota, Metazoa, Platyhelminthes, Monogenea, Polystomatidea, Polystomatidae.